CUCACAGACGUAUGCGCGCUUCGGCUGGGUGACAGAGGUCAGGCAUUAUUUGGGGGCCGCCUGGUGCAGUGGGCGCGAAACCCGGAUCUCGACUGCCCCGCUUCCCCUUCACUCGUGCGUGGAGGUGUGCGUAUUCGCCGCGUGCGAUCGCUCUUCAAACUAGUCUUGCCGCGAUAGAGGCCGCGUACAAACGAGCCAUGUCGUGCGUCAAAAGCGCACAGUAGCACGCAAUUAUUAUGUACGCGAUUGACAACUCCCAGCAGGAUUCUGCACCUGGUCACAAGGCACGAACUACCCAAGCCUGGCUUGAAACCACGGACUUUAUACGAGCUGAAGACUGGUCCACAUCUAGCCCUUAAACUUCAAAUUAUGAAAUAUGUGGAGUCAUCGCUGGGCUGGGCCGGGGAACGGGGCGAGGACUCGAGCUACGACUCCGAAUGUGAAGAGGAUGUCGGUCACCGCACUGCCUCUAGGACGCCGUCGGACACGCUCGCAGCCGAGUUUGCGGAGUACGUCACUCUCGCCCCGGUCUUACCACCGCAUAACCAGGCGAAAAUAGACUUCGCAUUGAAGCUGGGUUAUUCAGAACAUCUAGCUCGCACAGCGCUGAUGCGUUUGGGUCCCGAUCCGCCCCGCAACGAGCUGCUAGCUGAGCUGAUUAAGCUGGCUUCUAAGCGGCCAAUUCGCCCAGCUUCGCCACCACAGACGAUAGAUCGUGAACCACAGUCAGACCGAUCGCCAUUGAGGCAUAUAGUCAUUGAUGGCAGCAAUGUGGCUAUGAGCCAUGGCAACAUGGAGAUAUUCUCGUGCCGAGGCAUCGAGAUCUGCGUGGAUUGGUUUCGAGCUCGAGGCCACAGAGACAUAUCCGUGUUUGUACCCAAAUGGCGCAAAGAGGCCACAAGACUAGAUAACCCUGUCUUGGACAGGGAUUGCUUAGAACGUCUCGAACGCGACAGAAUCCUACACUACACCCCUAGCAGACAUCUCGGAGGAAAACGACUCGUCUGCUACGACGAUAGAUAUAUCCUCAAACUUGCUGCUGAAACCGACGGAGUCGUCGUCUCCAACGACAACUAUAGAGAUCUGGCCAUCGAAAGCCCGGAAUUCAGAAGAGUCAUCGAGGAUAGACUCCUAAUGUACACCUUCGUGAACGACAGAUUCAUGCCGCCCGACGAUCCGCUCGGCAGAUCCGGCCCCACUUUGGAUGCGUUCCUCAGAGUUCCACCCUCCCGCACGGACCCCCCUCCGCCUUGUCCCUACGGACGCAAGUGUACCUACGGGAACAAAUGCAAGUUUCAUCACCCCGAACGCGCCGGCAGACCGCACAAAUCCAUUGCCGAAACGCUCUCGGAGCGAGCGGCGCGUCACGCUUUGCAGACGUUGAGCCUCCCUCCCGGUGGACACCCGUCAGACAUGAAGAAACCGUUAGCAAGAGCGCAUUCGGCUACGCCAAGACUAGCAGAUCUCACCCUCGCCACGCACUUCGAUAUAGCGCAACAGCCGGGACCCUCGCAGCCGAGUCACCAGCCUGAAAAUUCCCAUAGAAAACUCGCCAGACAGCUGACUUUGAACCCAGCCUGUGAUCCCAGAUUGCACGCGACCGCCUCUAGAGUUUGUUCGGCACCAGUCGGGGCGAUGGGUGCAACGCCUUUGUACAUGGCCGGAGCGUCCCUAUCUCCGUGUGCCUCGGAAGGCGCCCUCCAACAGUGGGAAGCGCGUAGACGGAUGCACUACCACUUGGCUAACAUAUUCCCAGAAGUGCAGGUAGUUGAAGCCAUGAAUGCGUACCCUGAGGAAACAGAUGCCCAGAAAAUGUGCGCUAUAAUCCUCGCCCGGUACAGACCGAGCGAGGCGACUCUUCCUUAUCCGUUGCAUUGAGACAUUGACCUUGAAUUAAUCUCAAUUUCGAAUGUAAAUCGAGCCUUAUUUCAAUGGUCAAAAAACGGAUUCAACAUUGUAGUCGGCGGUUUUAAUAUCGACUGACUCAAUUAUAGCAUUAUUGAAUAUUUGGUUAAAGAUUUUUUUUAACUCAAAUGCAUCAACUGGGUCUGCCAAUAUGUCUCAUAGGCAUUUAUUUGAGUUGACACGACAAGAUAUGCUUCUAAGAAGCAUAUCGCGGUAUUCAUUAAGUUUAGACACAAAUAAUGUACAAAUCACAAUAAUUAUAUGUUUCUUUCAGUAUCUUACAUCCUAACAAUUAUUGCUUUAUUCUAUUGCUAUUAAUUUUCUAUUUCAAAGUGCUCCAUAACAUCUGCCUUCUGUAUAUUUUAAUAAGCUAAUCUUAGGUUAUGUUGCAAUAAUGAUUAUUGUGAUGGUAUAAAUCAUUAUUGGUACUAUGUACCAAAUUUAAUCAAUUAUCUAAUAAGAAUAUAGGAACUGUUUAUGUUGCAUAGUUUAUUUACAAUCAAACUUUUUAUUAUUUGAAAUAGUUAAAAUUUGUUAUAUAUUUAUAUUAUUCUAAACAAUAAGGCCAGGUUAUAAAAUAAUAGUCAUUUAUUUUAGAAAUAAUUUUGUAACAUGUUUAAUUUGUAUUAAAUUGAACUUAAAAAAACGUUGAAUGCAAUGCAUGGAAAUGUAAGAUAUAUUAUGUUAUCUACAAGAGUGUUGUACUACAUAUAUUUCUAUUGUUAUAUUCAUAUAUAUAAUGUUUAUGGAGUAUAGCACUCGGUCCAAACUUUACCGGCAUUUUAAAGACUGUGUUCUCUGCUCUUAUAUUAACCGUAAAGUAAACCGUCUUUGAAAUGACUGUGAGUAUUGGCUUUAGUUUAAUAAGUUUUGCCAACAUCCACAUGUUGGGUAAAUUAACUUCAGUACUCAAACUAAUAUGGGGCAAUGUAGAUUGACUCGUUCAUGUUGGUACUGUGUUAACAUUUCAUAGUGAAGUGAGUAAUAUGAUGUCUUUUUUGACAUAGAUUAGAAUUAUAAAUAAAGAAUUAUGUGUCAAA
Pieris brassicae (large cabbage white) is the source of this 2945-nucleotide messenger RNA. It is a transcript of the gene Regnase-1, whose product is annotated as probable ribonuclease ZC3H12B. The transcript has 5 exons. The record is from RefSeq and is a predicted model, not a curated record. Gene Ontology annotation, molecular function: RNA endonuclease activity; mRNA binding; metal ion binding. Gene Ontology annotation, cellular component: nucleus; cytoplasmic ribonucleoprotein granule. Bases 370 to 1878 code for a protein of 502 amino acids. Lineage: Eukaryota; Metazoa; Arthropoda; Insecta; Lepidoptera; Pieridae.